GGCUGCCCUGCAACAUCUCGGGUGGCUCUUUCCACUUUCCAAUCGUGCAGUGUCAAUCGAGCGAGGUCUUCGGAUUGAACACCACACUUUGUCUUGUCCAACCCAGACAACAGCACAUCAGACAAAAUGGCCCCCGCCGCUGGAGCAAAGAAGCAAAAGAAGAAGUGGUCCAAGGGAAAGGUCAAGGACAAGGCCCAACACGCCGUCGUUCUCGACAAGACCACCUCUGAGAAGCUCUACAAGGAUGUGCAAUCUUACCGUCUCGUCACCAUUGCCACCCUCGUCGACCGAAUGAAGAUCAACGGCUCUCUGGCACGACAGUGUCUUGCCGACCUCGAGGAGAAGGGCAUCAUCAAGCCUGUGGUCACUCACAGCAAGAUGAAGAUCUACACCCGUGCCGUCGGUGGUUCUGACUAAAUGCAAUGAACGAUAAACUUGAGUCUCACGAUUGUGCGUCUGGGCGGCCUGGACGAUAGACAGGCCGCAUGGUCGGAGGGUGUUGCAAGGCGAAAAACAAAAGCCUGGUUUAGGACGCUAUUCAUGCUCGGUUAAGCAUUGGGACGGGAUCGCUUUAGCACACAAGCCACGGAAUGAAAAAUCUUCGAAACGACCAAACUAUAGUUCCUUGUGAUUUACAACCAUGUGUCCCGAUAGUAUGGAAAGAGAUGCUACUGUCCUAUUUCCUACAACCAUUUUGCAAUUACUUAACGUUUGACAGGCUAUCAAACACUGUGAGUUAUGAGCUU
Molecule: messenger RNA, 746 nt
Organism: Fusarium verticillioides 7600
Lineage: Eukaryota; Fungi; Ascomycota; Sordariomycetes; Hypocreales; Nectriaceae
Product: 40S ribosomal protein S25
Exons: 4
Coding region: 127-417 (96 amino acids)
Cellular component (GO): cytosolic small ribosomal subunit
Molecular function (GO): structural constituent of ribosome
Source: RefSeq, a predicted model, not a curated record